AUGCCAGUGCUAACUAGUCCGGAUAUCGCCCUAAAGUUUAAAGAGAAAUGGCUAUCUUUACAUCCGGAGGACAGGGACAGUUUCAGCGGCUUGGGAAACCUUGAUGACAGUCUCACCAACCUGCAGUGGCUACAGAACUUUUCCAUCCUCACGGCUCACCCGGAAAGGCAUUCCAGCUCCGGACACGUACAGCACUUUUCCCCAAACAGGCACCCGACGGACACGGAGUGUCCUUCCAGCCCACCCGCGGGGGAUACAGCUGCGUCGGGUGUGCCGCGGAAUUUAGGCAACCACAUAACCUCCAGCGCCUCGGCCAAUGCGAGCUACCACCAGAAAGCCACAAACCACGUUUACCGCCCUCACAUCAUUCGACCUUCCGAAGACAUUGACUACACGACAAACCACCGGGUGAAACCACCUUACUCUUACGCCACACUUAUAUGCAUGGCCAUGCGGGCGAGCAAGAAAACCAAGAUCACCCUGUCCGCCAUCUACAACUGGAUAACGGAGAACUUCUGUUACUAUCGACACGCAGAGCCCAGCUGGCAGAACUCCAUUCGGCACAACCUGUCACUCAACAAGUGCUUCAUGAAAGUGGCCAGGACGAAGGAGGAGCCCGGUAAAGGAGGCUUCUGGCGGAUCGACCCUCAGUACGCUGACAUGUUUGUGGACGGAGUGUUUAAGCGCAGGAGGACCCCUGCCAUGCCUCAGCCUGCCGCCCCCCACAAACGGCAGGGCAAGACGGCAACCCCGCAGGGCCGCAGGAGCAGGCACGCCUCCCAAAAACGGGCUACCGGGUCCCCCUUACUGUCACCCCAGCCCAAAGGGAGCGAGGCGACGGAGGGCUUUCUGGACUGGACCUCGAGCUUCCAGGACAUCGUUACCAGCAGCAACGGCAGCGGUAAUUUUGAAGACCUGGAUAUCAACAUGGCCCUGAGUGCCUUGGGUUGCGGGCAUGACGUCUCUCAGCAAGGGCACCCCCUGGGGGCUGGAGGGAGGUGGUGCAGUGGGGAAGGGACCAUGGGGGCAGAGCUAGCCUGUGGGUACACAGAGGUGAGCGACCCUGUGGAAGAACACCACUACCUACAGCAAGGUGUGGCCCAAGCACACCUACCUCCCCACCCGCCGCAGUACAAGGAGCUGGUCUCAUUCUCCCAGAAGCAGCCGCACCCCUGGGAGGAGUCCAGGGAGGAGUUGCAGCCCAUUGCCUUAGCUACUGACCAAUCAUUCAGCUGCUAUGAGGGCUUCUUCACAGAGACGGUGCCCUGGGAGGGGGCCUGGAGUCUUGCCUGCGACCUUUGACCUCUCCCCAUGCCCUGCCCCCUUUUAAGGGUCAGAAGACCUUGCCGUUCCCAUCGUGCUAUGUUAGCAUCGCAAACGCUGACAAAAAACAGCUUUUAUCCCUUUUUUAUCUUCUAUUUUGUAGGGUCUAACAUGUUUUCAAACAUUUGUGUUACUGCUAGUGACUAAUUAAAACGUAGGAAUGGUAAUUGUUUUGUAGGAAACUAAUCAAUUAUAGAGCAAUUAGACAGAAACAGGAGGCCAUAGGUAAACAAAGAUGGUCCUUCUGAAGCACCGGGAGGGAACAGCACCUGUAGGCUCCAUAUUAAACUGUGGGUGUGAGAGGGGACGGAGGAGGGUGUAAGUAAAUGAGAAAAUCCCUGGUGGAUGGUAGAGUGGAACUCAAGCCUCCUGCUUUAGCGCUUGUUAAAUAAUGCAUGGAGAUCGGCUCUUUAGGUAAGGGAUCCUUUUCCCCAAAGGAGGGUUUGGCAGGCUCUGGAGACGUAAACAGUAAAACAAUGAAAACGUUUUCAGCAGGAGAGUUUGCUCUGAGAACCUCCUUAUUACCUGCCAGUUCUGGCACAGGUAUCUGCUUCAUGUGACUUCACUCAGGGCCAUGGCUUCGUUAUCAGUGCUGUAAUUCAUUGCUGAUGUGUAUGAUAGUGAUGCAUUAUAAUAGCAAAUUAAGCACAGUUCACCGAGAGGGUAAAGCAGGAGUAGUAUUUGUGCUGGCAAAUCACAAAGUAACAUUUAGACAUGAUCUAGAACGACAAACCCACACUCAUUAGUACUGUACAGGACAAGCCUUGCAAUAUGUUUCAGAUUAGAAAUUGAGCUGGGAUCUCACAUUAAUGCUCAUGAGGACUACAUAUCAUACAACCCCACAGCUUUUGUGUUUGAUUUCGUCAUUGAUUUAGUCAUUAUACUCAUGAUGCAAGGUUGGACCAAGGAGCAUGCUGGGUCUAAUUUGAUGAGCUUAGAUACAAAGGCAUAUUUUUCUGUAUUUUGCUAUACUUGGUAAUUUGUGGAAAGGCCAAGAUGAACACCAUAUUGUUAGGAGUCAGGAUUGAAUCCAGAUGACCAUAAAGAAAACAGAACAUUUAGUGUCACAAAUAUGUGGCUGAAAGAUCUUUGGAAAUAUUCUGCUGCUAAUUUAUUUUAACAGAAA
This is a messenger RNA of Conger conger (European conger), 2449 nucleotides long. RefSeq names its product forkhead box protein J1-B-like. The coding region runs from base 1 to 1302 and encodes 433 amino acids. The record is from RefSeq and is a predicted model, not a curated record. Gene Ontology annotation, molecular function: sequence-specific DNA binding; DNA-binding transcription factor activity. Gene Ontology annotation, biological process: regulation of DNA-templated transcription. NCBI's taxonomy places the organism in Eukaryota, Metazoa, Chordata, Actinopteri, Anguilliformes, Congridae. The transcript is spliced from 2 exons.